AUGAGCACACGCGCAAUGAACGACGAUGAAGUUGUGUCGGAGAUGAACAAGAUGGUCGCGUUCAUCAAGCAGGAGGCAAUGGAAAAGGCUCGUGAGAUCAAAGUCAAGGCAGACGAAGAGUUUGCGAUUGAAAAGGCAAAGAUUGUCCGUCAAGAGUCACAGGCUAUCGACGCUGCAUUUGACAAGAAGCUCAAAGGCGCAGAAACGGCGCUCAAGAUUGCGCAAUCCACUCAGACGAACAAAUCGAGACUUCGACUCUUACAGGCGCGCGAGCAGUAUCUCAAUGGACUCUUUGAAGCGGCCCGUGAGGAGCUGUUGACUCUAUCGCAAGACGAAGCACGAUAUUGUCAACUGCUAGAAGGAACAAUCACACAGUCACUCCUCCAAUUGAUGGAGCCAAACGUGACAGUGUAUUCACGACCAGGAGAUGUACAGAUUGUCGAACAGGCCGUCUCUUCUGCAAAGACAACAUACAAGGACAUUAGUGGCCGUGACAUUGAAGUCCAGGUCGAAGGCUCGUUGCCAAAGGACUGUGCUGGUGGCGUGAGAUUGAUGGCCGCUGGUUCAAGAAUUACGGUGGAUAAUACUUUGGACCAACGCCUGAAACUACUAGAAGAAAAGAUGCUCCCAGAGAUUCGACAUGAACUAUUUGGUAUCAACGAAAACCGCAAGUUUUACACGUAG
This is a messenger RNA of Serendipita indica DSM 11827, 684 nucleotides long. Lineage: Eukaryota; Fungi; Basidiomycota; Agaricomycetes; Sebacinales; Serendipitaceae. The record is from the annotation of a GenBank genome assembly.